Messenger RNA from Mesorhabditis spiculigera, 693 nucleotides. NCBI's taxonomy places the organism in Eukaryota, Metazoa, Nematoda, Chromadorea, Rhabditida, Rhabditidae. The record is from the annotation of a GenBank genome assembly.
AUGUAUCGUCUCUUCGUGGCAUUCGCCCUAUUUGGCGUGUCUUCUGCGUGUGUCGCUAACGGAAUUUGCGGCGGAGGCUUGCCGGGCGGUUCUCCCUGCUACGGCGCCGCACCUCCUCCGCCACCGCCUACGUGUGGCGGCGGAUGCGGACCGGGAAUGGCUUGCGGCGUUUAUGGAUGCUUUAGGCGUAGCGUCCGCGCCCUCUCCGCAGCCACCUUCACGCCGGAGGGUGCUGUUGAGGAGAUUUCCACUGAACGCGAGGCUCCCGCCAUCUUCGGCAAGUCGCGCUUCAACUCGAUGAGGAAGGUGGAGAAGCCGGUGCAGGCGCCAGUGGACCCGAACGCCCUCUUCAUGGCCUGCUGCGAGCAGCGAGGCCUGCCGGAUGCUUGCCUCCAGAAGUGCACCUUCAACACGUACAGCAAGGAGUCGUUGACCCGGAUGUACUUCAAGCAGGACGCCUGCCCGCUGGCCGCCUCGGCUGAUAUUCAGUUCUGUGCUGCUCAGGGUCGCGAUCACCGAGCUUGCUGCGCCCGCAACGGAGUAGCCAAUACCCUAGCUGGAGCCAAGUGUCUCACCUUCUGCGACCAGCGCCCCGGAAACGUGACCCUGCUCGACUACUCGUACGUCUCCUGCUACGAGCGCUUCGAGAACAUGAAGAGCUGCUUCUGGUACGACGCCGUCAACCGGUUCAAC